AUGGCAUAUUCUCUUAACAAUCGGUUGCAAGGAACGUUGUUUAGCGACAUUAAGAGUCCAAAGAAAAAUGAUAAAGAGCAUUGCAAGGUCAUCACUACAAGGAGUAGAAUUCAUAUUGGGGAGUCAUUCGAGGAGUCUAUGAAGAAUGGUGUGCAGGUUCCUAAGCAUGGAAGUUCUUUCGAAAAGAGGAGACUUGGUGAAUUUGAGACUGCCGCUCUUACCGAAGGCUGUAGCGUUAUGGCUACAAGUCAAUUGCCACUAAAACUUAAAGAUCCAGGGAGUUUCACUAUUCCUUGCAAUAUUGGUGAUACAUUUUCAAGUAAAUCUUUAUGUGAUUUAGGUGCUACCAUAAAUCGAAUGCUAUUGCCAAUCUUUAGUAAAUUUAGAAGCGAUGAAGCAAGGCCCACUACGAUCACUUUGCAACUUGCAGAUCGCUCUACUUUGCAUCCUAGUGGUAUCGUGAAAAAUAUGCUUGUGAGAGUAGACAAUUUAAUUUUUCCCACGAACUUCAUUAUUUUGGAUUGUGAAGCAGAUAAAGAUGUUCCAAUUAUUCUUGGCCGCCCAUUCCUUGUCAUAGGUCAAGCCUUACUUGAUGUUGAAAAUGGAGAGUUGACUAUGUGUUUAAAUGAUGAGCAUAUUACUUUUAAUGUUUUAAAUGAUGUUUCUUAUGUCAGUGGCAGUGUUGAAUGUUUUUCACUUGAUGUGAUUGAUGUUUUUUCACAAGAGCAUUGGGAAGAAUGCUACAUCAUAGAUAGUGCCACUAGCGGUUCGAUAGAAAUCGAGGAAUUCUUUGAGGAAGUGAAAGAUGAAUGUUGCAACAAUUAUAUAUAG
Molecule: messenger RNA, 831 nt
Organism: Hibiscus syriacus
Lineage: Eukaryota; Viridiplantae; Streptophyta; Magnoliopsida; Malvales; Malvaceae
Exons: 2
Coding region: 1-831 (276 amino acids)
Source: RefSeq, a predicted model, not a curated record